CCUGCGCCGGUUGCAUCGGCAUCCACUGGCUGCGUUCGUUCGCCGUUUCGACGUCGUUGCGUGUGCGUCUACGCUCGCACCAUGAUCGAGCCGUGUCGAGUAUCCCGUGCAAUGGAGCUGAAUGUGCGCAGAAUAAUGAAGUGUGAAUAAAGAAAAGAAAAAGAAGAAAAACGAUAGCAAACUAAGCGAAACCAAAAAACAGAAAACAACACAAAUUCGAACAUCGUGUGACGGUGCAGUAGGUCAAAAGCCGUGAAGAAAACGGUUAACAAUUGCAAUUCGUUGCACUCGUCGUCGGCGGUGCCACCAAGUGCCUUCGCCUAAGUAUAAUGUUGAUUGGAUCUGCGAUCGGUAGCGAGUUUGCCCAACUACCGAGUGCCCCGUGGAGCAUGGAACCUCCCAGGGCUCCGCUGCCCGGCCAGGGAUCACUUCCGCCACCGACGCUGCAGCUCUCGCCAACCGUUGGCCUAUCGCCCAACCUUCCUUCACCCGGCGCGGUGCAGCCCUCGACGAAUCUGUUUGGGGCAGCAGCGGCUGCGGCGGCGGCCGGAGCGGCUGGCACAGCCAACGCACACGCCCUGGCCGGCCUGGUGUCGCAGCAUCGGCUCCUGGAGCUUUCCCGGUUCGGGCUGCGCGGUUACGACCUGGCGCAGCAUAUGCUCACCCAGCAGGGAGCCGUAUCGAAGCUUUUAGGUACCCUGCGACCACCGGGCCUAAUCGGGGGCUCCAAGCCGAAGGUGGCCACGCCAGCCGUCGUCUCAAAGAUCGAGCAGUACAAGCGAGAAAACCCGACCAUCUUCGCGUGGGAAAUUCGAGAGCGUCUCAUCUCGGAAGGUGUCUGUACAAAUGCGACCGCGCCAUCCGUGUCCUCCAUCAACCGAAUCCUGCGUAAUCGAGCCGCCGAACGGGCAGCGGCUGAGUUUGCUCGGGCGGCUGGAUAUGGAUUAUACCCACCACCACCAUACGGAGGCUUUCCCUGGCCGACUCCCACCCACUUAUGGUCACCUGGUCAGGGUCUACCUAACAUGUCACAACCCGGAGGAAGUACUACUCCUGGCACGAUAGGAUCGCCCGGUUCAGGAUCACACGAAACGCUCGGAUCUCCGGACGGAAAUCGGCUGAUAGACAUUGAGGGUGAGGACUCGAACAGCUUGGAUGGCGAUCAACCAAAGUUUAGACGCAACCGGACCACCUUCAGCCCGGAACAGCUCGAGGAGCUCGAGAAGGAGUUCGACAAGUCGCAUUAUCCCUGCGUUAGCACGCGCGAACGGCUCGCGUCCCGUACCGCCCUCAGCGAAGCCCGCGUCCAGGUUUGGUUUUCCAACAGACGGGCGAAAUGGCGACGUCAUCAAAGAAUGAAUCUCUUAAAAAGGUCCAGCUCGCCGAGCACGCGGGCAGCGGCGGCGGUAGCGGGGGCGGCGGGAACGGCAAGUUCCGCUUUCACCCCUGGCUCCCCGCCGCCGCCGCCGCUGCAGCAGCCGCAGCCGCCGCCGCCAACCGGAUCGCAGCCGCCGGCGUCCCUGGCCCUGGGCCCUUCCCAGCCGCCUUCCUCCGCGGGUUCCCCCCCGGGGGUGGCCCCACCGGUCGGCCCUCCUCUCCCCUCUGGUCACCCCCAUCUUCCCCACCAUCACGCGUCAGCGGCGCACCACCACCAUCUGCACCAUCACCAGCAUCUGCACCAUCCGGCGUUACAUGCGCACCACUUUCACCAACCGGCGGCUCCCCCACCGGGGGCAUCCUCCGGCACCCUGCCGCACCACUCCCACCACCACCAUCACCCGCAUCCGCAUGCGCAUCCGGGCCAUCUGCACCCCAAUCCGUCCACGUCACCGGCAGCUCAAGCGGCAGCGGCGGCCGCCCUGGGAGCCCAGGCGGCGGCGGCGGUGGCGGCGGCCCAAGCGGCAUCAUUAGUCACAGCAUCAACUCCAUUAUUAAUGGGCGGUGAGCAUAGCGCCUUCCGGUCGCUUGUGCCCUCCUCGGCGGCCGCCCUUUUCGCUGGGCUUUCACGCUCCUACGCCGCCACCACUGGGUCUUCGAACCCGGAUUCGGCCAGUCCUGUGCCCAGUGACGAUUCCGACGAGGAGAUCAACGUACACGAGGAUGACUCUGGGGACGAGCCUUCGGAGGCGGCCCUUAGUCGCCCUCCUAACGGAAACGGUCGCCGACGACGGCGUCUUCGUUCCAGCUCACCCAACGGCCCUACAAGUCCGCUACAACUGACGAAACACGAACGAGCGGCUUAG
Messenger RNA from Anopheles nili, 2243 nucleotides. Its product is annotated as segmentation protein paired-like. Gene Ontology annotation, biological process: regulation of transcription by RNA polymerase II; anatomical structure development. The record is from RefSeq and is a predicted model, not a curated record. Gene Ontology annotation, molecular function: DNA-binding transcription factor activity, RNA polymerase II-specific; RNA polymerase II cis-regulatory region sequence-specific DNA binding. The coding region runs from base 330 to 2243 and encodes 637 amino acids. The transcript has 7 exons. NCBI's taxonomy places the organism in Eukaryota, Metazoa, Arthropoda, Insecta, Diptera, Culicidae.